GCCAAUCCCAUACCUAGCAUUCGCCAUCCCUCGUUGCAUACAUUCGCAGUGUUAAACACAAAAAAAUUCGAUCAAAAUAAUUUGGAAUAUCAUAAAAAAUUAUUCGCCUUGCUGAGAUAUAGGAAAAUGCAUUUGCCUGGCCAACUACAGCUAAAGAGAGUGCAUUAACGGAAGCAUUUGGAAACGGAUAGCCUAGCAAAGUGCCAGCGAAGCGACAAUCCCCUGCAAAAUGGAAGAGAAUAUGUGGAUAAUAGAGCUGGAGUCGGCGCUGCUGGAUGACUGCAACGUUAACGACAUCUAUGGCAUUUGUCAGGGCAAAGCACUGCCGGAGGCACUGCGUCCGGACGUGUGGCAGGUGUGCCUGGACGUGCGGCACAAAUCCGAUCAGAUGUCGCUCUUCAACGAAAUCUACGACCUGCCGUUCCAAAGUCAGCUGCGCGAGGACUGCCAGCGCCAUGUCGACCGUAUGGGAAACGACGAAGAGGACAAGGUGUCGGUCGUUUCUGACCUGGAGUCCAUAAUUACGUUUUAUUGCAAAAAUCGGAAUCUGCAGUACGAGCCUGAGAAUGGAUGGAUCGAACUACUGCUUCCUCUUUUCGCAUUGAAACUGAACAGAUCGGAUACCUUCAACCUUUUUGAAUCGAUACGAGACACCUAUAUACCCAAGGGCUGUCGACCCAAAGGCAACGUCUUCCACGUAUUCCGGCUGCUGUUGCUGUACCACGACCCCGAGCUAUGUACCCUUCUGGACACUAAGAAAAUCACCCCGGAUAUGUACUCGCUGACAUGGUUCCAGUCACUGUUCGCCUCCUGCAGCAGCCUCUCGGUGAUCAUUGCCAUGUGGGACUUGUACUUUCAGAACGCCGAUCCCUUUAUGGUGUUCUUCCUCGCGCUGAUAAUUCUAAUCAACGGAAGGGAACAGAUCCUGCAGAUGCGCGGCUCGACGAAAGAUGAGAUUGUCAAGUUCUUAAGCAAUAUGCCUGUUGCAUUGGAGGUUGACGAUGUGCCAGAUUUCUGCUCCCUGGCUCAAUACUACGCGCUGAAAACGCCUACUUCAUUUAAGACGGAUUACCUUAAGGCGCUCUACGGCAAGCAGAACGAUUCGCCGCGAAGUCAGGAGGAGGCCAGCAAGGUGUCGCAGGCCCUGUGCUUGCCCGUUUCCGUUUACGAAUUGGUGGAAAACUCCGCCACCGAAUUCCCAGUGCCGGAUGCAGUGCGCUUUUUCCUCGUCGAUUGUCGACCCGCGGAGCAGUAUAACGCCGGGCAUCUCUCGACGGCAUUCCACCUGGACUGCAACCUAAUGCUUCAGGAGCCAAUCGCCUUCGCUACAGCCGUCCAGGGCCUGCUCACUGCCCAGCGACAGGCCAUCGAGGCCAAUUCGAACGCUGGUGGCGAGCACCUCUGCUUUAUGGGCAGUGGACGAGUCGAAGAGGAUCAGUACACGCACAUGGUGGUGGCUUCGUUCCUUCAGAAGAACACACACUACGUCUCGCUGCUGACCGGCGGUUACGCAUCCAUCCACGAUUACUUCGGUGACCACAUGGCCGACUGCCUUGAGGAUCACAAUGUGCGAAAGUGCCUCGUCUGUCAGCAGCACAAUGUUCAGCAGACUAAAUCCGCGCCACUGAAGGCCUCUAGCGGGCCGUCUUCCUCAGACCUGUUCAGCAAAUUCUCCGCCGCCAUGAAAUCCAAAUCAGCGGAGAUGAAGGGUAAACUUUUGGACAUUAUUGUGAAUCCAAGCGCAAAUGGUGCUGCUGCAUCGAGCGGAUCUAAUGCGAACAGCAACGGCGCACAGGCGACAUUGUCGCAGGAGCGUCAUGUCAGUGCCAAAGAACGAAACGGAAAACGAUACCGCAACGUAGCUCCUGUAUUUAGCAUCGACGAUGAGAACGAGGAUGCUUUCGAUGGUCCAGCGGAACUGGAUGCCCCUCAAUUGGCUGGCGACGGCAAGGAGAUCGUUAAUCUGAACCACUAUUUCAAAACGGCGGAGAUAAUUAAUGCGUUCAAGUGUCAGGAAGUCCACAUGAGCGGCUAUAUGUACGACAGUCAUUUGAUAAUCACUCCCGGCCAGCUGGUGGUUCUCCGGGAACUGGGCCGUGGCCAGGCGCAAAUUAUGGUGCGGCGCCCCUUGGCCAGCAUCGUUAAAAUAACGGCGAAGAAGCGACACCGCGACCUGAUCACCUUUAAGUAUGGCUUUCCCGACGGCGAUGGCCUGCUCAUUACCGAUAUGGAUCGCUUUCUCAUCCCAAACGCUGCCGAGGCAACGGCGCUGGUAUCGCAGCACAUAAUGAAGGUGCUGGACAAGCCCAAGUAGAUGUUCUGGACAUCUCCGAAAUGCUUUUCUUGUUUCCCGCCCCCGCAUAAAGCUUUAUUUCAUACACAAAUACGAUAAACAAACAAAAGUGCAA
Drosophila bipectinata is the source of this 2408-nucleotide messenger RNA. It is a transcript of the gene TBC1D23, whose product is annotated as TBC1 domain family member 23. Lineage: Eukaryota; Metazoa; Arthropoda; Insecta; Diptera; Drosophilidae. Gene Ontology annotation, cellular component: trans-Golgi network. Gene Ontology annotation, biological process: retrograde transport, endosome to Golgi. The record is from RefSeq and is a predicted model, not a curated record.